AUGGGAACUCAAAUUCACUACAAAAAACAAGCGGGUCGUUCCCCUCCUCAUUCUGCAUCCCGAUCUCAAGCCCUAGCUCCUCUCCUCCUUCCUCCUCUCCGGCAACGAACUGCCCACCCUUGUCCUCUCCGGCGCCGAGCGACGUCCGACGGAAAGGUCUUCUCCUCCUCCCUCCUCUCCGACGAUGAGCGGCCGACCCUUGUGCUCUCCGGCGCCGAGCGACGUCCGACGGCAAGCUCCGCUCCUCCUUCCUCCUCUCCGGCAUUUUAUUGCAGGUGGGAGGCGGACGUGGUGGGAGGGAGCGGGCAGGGCGGGGAGGAGGAGGAGGAGCGGCUGCCUGUGGUGUUCACGCCGGAGCAGCAGCAGUACGCGCUGGAGCUGGACCAGAAGACGGCCUCCCUAAGGUGCUCGAUCCAGGAUCUACGGCUCCGAAUACCUCCCGCACACAUCUCCCAGCGCCUCCCCCACCUCCACGCUCACACCCUCGCCUCCAACGCCGCCCUCGCCCUCCAACUCAACUCCCACUCCGCCACCCGAGAACAAGCACAAUUAAGAGCUACCACUCUGCAAGAAGAAAAUGCUGCAUAUGAAAAGGCUAUAUCAAACUGCCAGAAGAAAAUUCAGGAGAAGUUGCAUGAGGCUGACCUACUUCAGAGUAAACUGAGGGAAAUGGACCUAAUCGAGAAGGAUUUAAAGGCUGAGCUGGAAAGGGCACUUGCGGCAAAGGAAAUCGAUCAACCUGAAGCAUUAACCACUGAUUCUAAUAGUACGGAAAAUUUACAUUUGGAGAAGGGAUCAUCAGACAGUGUCAAAUUAGAAGAAUUAGAGGAAAAGAAAAGAGAGUUGAAUUUAAUGGAAGUAACGGUCCAGAGAUUGGAGAAUGAGUGGUCACUAGUUCAACAAGAGUCAAUCAAGCAGCCUUCACCAGAGAAAUGGGAACUGUCGUGAUGGGAAAAAUAGAGUCUGGAAGUAUUCGUGAAGGUGACAGCUUGUCGAUCAUGCCCAACAAAUAAUGAGUAUGCUUAUGUUUAUAUUUAUGCUGAAUGAUAAAAGUUAAGAGUACUUUAUAAAUUAGAUAGGCAUAAUGGUGGAAUAUUGGAUGAUCUGUGCUUUGAAUUUUUUUUGCAGCUUCUUUAAUAUUUUUUAUUAUUUUCUUAACUUUUAGCUAUCACCAUCUAAAUGCUUGGUCAUUCUCAAGUUUUAAUUCUGAAACUUCUUGUGGGAAUUUCUGAUCAUUUAUGUAAGAGAAAGAGACAGUUCUUUUGGGUAAUGAUUAUCAGUGUUUCAUGCUUGCUUGCAUUCAAGGCUGUGUUUUAAGCAACAGGCAUGAGUUUAUAACCUGGUGAGUGAGCUUACAAAUCUUGUGGGAUGGCUCUCAAUAUUUGGUCUUAGUUUUCCUGCAUACACAAGUUAGAACUGCAUGUAAAGUCUGAUGAAUUUCAAAAAGGUGAACACAGGUACGUACUUGCCAUGCUUUGUGCAUUUGCAUUAUAUUUUAUUUUAACUCUAGUUUGUACAUGUGACUGGUCAUGCAAAUUUGCAUCUCCUUGUCAAGAUAUCUGCUUGACACUACAAUUUUGAAUUUCUACCCCUUGAUCUUCUUGAGAAUGAAGACUUAUCAACUACAUCUGGGCAGAUGAAGAGGGGUGUUUCUAAAAUGUUAUAUGAUUGAUACAUGCUUUUGAGAACCAAAGGAUACAGUAGCAAGGCCUGUGAUUUUCUAUGGUUCGGAAAAUCCGUGCACACUUGAUAAAGGCUUAUAAUGCUUGUUUGGAUACUUAUAAUCCGUGCUGGAGUUCAUAAAAGGGCGUCAGCCACUGAAACUAUAGAUAUGGUUCAAAAAUACCAGGUUUGCCACUGAAACUUUAGAUUUCUUAAUUUACAUCGUAUUUCUGCACUGCUAAUAUAAUAUCACAUUUUUCACCAUGAAGUGUUUGGAUCUUCUGGACAUUUGGUUCGUUUCUCCUAUCUUAUGUUGAAAACCUGUUUUGUCGGACAUACAUCUAUCAGCAAUUUGGUCAGCCUUCAGCUUCACAUCAAAGUAAAUAUGCUUCCAUUUUAUUGGCUAAUUAGUCACAUAACUAUAGAGCAACACUUGGCUGAAAACAUUUCAUGUUGUAUUUCCCUUUACUUCCCAACCAUAGCCCUAUUAUUGACUGUUUUAGAGGUUAAAAUCUAUUAUCCUAUUAGUGUUAAGCAUUUUCUCGUGCCCCUGACAAUAUAAAAUUUCCAUAUUGCACUAAUUCAUAAUAUGAUAUUGUAAUGCAGGAGUUCAAGAGGUUGUUUAGGGAAGAUGUUAUGGAUUAUGCUACGUGCACAGCUAAUGUCAAGAGGAAACGACCUACUCUAAGAAGUUUGAGAGGUGGAAAAGCUCCAUGGGAUAAAGGUGAAGAUGAUGAGGAUGGAGAAGAUGAUGACAAUGACUGUAUGGGAGGGCCAUGAAGGCUCGACUUUAGAAACCAAAAAGAGCAAUGGCAGCAGGGUUACCAGACAACAACAAUUGUAAUUAUAACUUGUUCAACAUUACUGUAUAUUAUAUGAUUAUAGUGAGAGGGAAGGAUUGGUGUGGGAAUUGUUCAAUAGUAGUGACAAAGUAGUUUGAUUAUAUGACAAUUUAAAUAUUUCGAAUGAUUGGAAUGUUUGUGUCAAUGUAAAUGUAAUACAGGUUCAUAUUGUUUUA
Molecule: messenger RNA, 2680 nt
Organism: Phoenix dactylifera (date palm)
Lineage: Eukaryota; Viridiplantae; Streptophyta; Magnoliopsida; Arecales; Arecaceae
Source: RefSeq, a predicted model, not a curated record